AUGGGUAUUCAAGCAAAAGAGCUUCAUCACUUUAUCUUGUUUCCUUUAAUGGGGCAAGGACAUUUGAUCCCAAUGGUUGACAUUGCAACAAUGUUGGCUGAACGUGGUGUAAUCAUCACCAUAUUCACCACAACACAAAAUGCAGCUCGAUUUGAAGGAGUGCUCAAUCGGGCCAAGGAAAUGGGCCUCAGAAUCAAUCUAAUUCAAUUCAAUUUUCCAUAUGUUGAAGCAGAAUUGCCUCAAGAGUGUGAGAGCUUGGACAUGUUGCCUUCUCCUGAAUUGGGUGAAAAAAUGCUAGUUUUCCAUGCAAGAAGUAACUUUUUUCAGUUAUCCUCUCAUUUGUUAUGUGUUCCCGAAACAGAGUUCAUUGCUAUCCCUGACCUUCCUGACAAAAUUGAUGUGAUGAAAGCUCAGCUACCAGAGCCAAGAACCUCAGAAAUGAAAGAAUUUCAGGAGCAAAUGAAGGAGACUGAGAUGGGGUCCUAUGGAGUAAUCAUAAAUAGUUUUGAAGAAUUGGAGCCAUUAUAUGUCAAAGAGUACAAGAAGAUGAAGAAUGGUAAGCUUUGGUGUGUAGGUCUGGCUUCCUUAUGCAACAAAAAUGAGUUAGAUAACGCUCAAAGAGGUAAAAAGUCUUCUAUUGAUGAACAUGAGUGCCUUAAAUGGCUUGAUUCAUGGAGACCAUCUUCUGUCAUUUAUGUUUGUUUUGGAAGCAUAUUUACUCUAACACUUGCACAGUUGAUAGAGCUUGGUUUAGGUUUGGAAGCCUCAAAUAAACCAUUCAUUUGGGUUGUAAGGGAAUCAAAGACUAAUAGAUAUGAAGAACUAAAGAAUUGGUUUAGGGAAUAUGAAUUUGAAGAAAGGAUUAAAGGAAGAGGUGUGGUGAUCCGGGGCCGGGCUCCAGAAGUGUUAAUCUUAUCACACCCUUCAAUUGGAGCAUUCUUAACUCAUUGUGGAUGGAAUUCAACUCUUGAAGUGAUAAGUGUUGGGGUUCCCAUGGUGACAUGGCCACUAUUUGCUAACCAGUUUCUAAAGGAGAAAUUGUUGCACAAGUUUUGAAAAUAGCUGUAACAUUGGGUUCAAAGUAUAUAGAACAGGGAGAAGAGGAUCGAAUAAUGGUGAAGAGUGAGACAAUUAAGAUUGCUAUAGAAAAAGUG
Cannabis sativa is the source of this 1154-nucleotide messenger RNA. Its product is annotated as UDP-glycosyltransferase 73C5-like. The transcript is spliced from 2 exons. Gene Ontology annotation, molecular function: UDP-glycosyltransferase activity. Bases 1 to 1056 code for a protein of 351 amino acids. The record is from RefSeq and is a predicted model, not a curated record. NCBI's taxonomy places the organism in Eukaryota, Viridiplantae, Streptophyta, Magnoliopsida, Rosales, Cannabaceae.